CCUUACGGAGUCAAUGACCCCACGGUAGGUGCUUAUAUGAUUACCAUUGCACAGAGGAGAACUGAAGGACGACCAGCAACGGACGAGUGGCAUCAGAUAUCAAGCACCAUGUGGUUUGACCUGUUCCGUACCAACCGAGGUCUGGCACUGUACUCUCCCCAGUUCACGCCGGUGACCGGGGACAUAGAGUUACACGGGGUGGUCUCCCUUGGCGUCCUGCUGGUGACGGUGUUCGUGUUGGCGGCGGCUGGGAUAUCCUACGGGGAGCGGACGAACACUGCCUUGAAGGUUUUAUUUGGCAUCGGAGUCAUAACGUCAAUACUGGUCUGUUUGCAUGGGACGGGCUGGAAGGAAGCUUCUGUUAUAACACGGACAGAUUAUAGAGCAUACAGCAAGGACCAGGUCAAGGUCGCCAUUGGGAUCCACAUUGGACUGAAAUCUGUGAACAUCACACUGGUUGGAGAUCCGGUGAAGCAAAGAGGCGACACUAUCAAUUACAACGAGAGGAUUUUUUUGUACACAGGUGGGAAGGCGGAGUCGGCUUUAAAACCUACUUUCAAAGAUUUCCUCAAAAAAGGGAUGCCUCUUCCGAUUAUUUCCAUAGCCGAGUAUUUAGCCCUUGAUGGAGGCGGUCUGAGGAAGGGCAGAUAUGUACGAUUGGCUGGUUACUUUACGCGAAUAAUGCUGUGGGCGGCAUUUUCGCUGUGCAUUCUGUCCAUCUUGUUGUUCAGUUUCUGCCCCAGUCGGGGCGCAAUAGUGACCGUCCUUACGGGUCUCCUGCAGUGUGCAGCCAAUGGUGUGUACGCUCUCUUACAGCCAGACUCCGCCAUGGUUAUCAGCUUCAGGGACGCAGACCUUAAGAUAAGCAACGCAGAUUUUGGUUGGUGUUUUUGGCUGAAUCUUUUCACAGGCUUUGGGCUUUUCCUUGUGGGGAUCUUUGUGCUGAUUCUCUAUAGGUUAUCCCCUAGCAAAGUGAAUGGCUUCUUCGUCCUCUCUCCUCUGCGGCGUUUCAGAGCGCUUGACGAGCAUGCGCACUCUGACGAGCUACGUUCUGAAGGCGGUAGCCCGGAUGGCAGCCCAGGUAUACCAUUGGGAGUCGCUACUCCUGAGGUGUUCGGCACCGCUCUUCAACCUGUCCGUAGAAGACAUCAGAGUCGCCCCCAGGUCCCACAGGUUAUCAUCCACUGUCCGUCUCCGAGCCCGAAGGAAACUCAAGAACGAAUCGCCGAUAAUGUGGUGACCCGUCUACCGUCCACUGAAGAGGAGAAUACCGACUUGUAGAGGCGAAUUCAGAUUGUGCCUUUGUUUUCCCAUCACUUGACUUUGAUUGAAAAAUGGAAAUCUUAAGAGCGAGAAUAUGAAUUCAAUAAAUACGUUGUGUAUUAUGGUUUGGCAUACCUGACUUUAAUUCAAAUUAAAGCGUCAACCGUCCGCCCCCCUCCGCAAGUCUUUACUUCGUUCCAAAUCUUUUACUCUAGAAAUAUCCUCGAGAUUGUUUGUUUGAAGAAAUAUUUGUAUUUGAAAGAAUUUUUCGUUUUGAAUCAAUUACAUCUUAAAUAAAAAAACGUGAAUUUCAAA
Molecule: messenger RNA, 1578 nt
Organism: Lingula anatina
Lineage: Eukaryota; Metazoa; Brachiopoda; Lingulata; Lingulida; Lingulidae
Product: dual oxidase maturation factor 1
Biological process (GO): protein transport
Cellular component (GO): endoplasmic reticulum membrane
Source: RefSeq, a predicted model, not a curated record